Molecule: messenger RNA, 2564 nt
Organism: Rhea pennata
Lineage: Eukaryota; Metazoa; Chordata; Aves; Rheiformes; Rheidae
Gene: CELF6
Product: CUGBP Elav-like family member 6
Exons: 13
Coding region: 1-1341 (446 amino acids)
Biological process (GO): mRNA splice site recognition; regulation of alternative mRNA splicing, via spliceosome
Cellular component (GO): ribonucleoprotein complex; cytoplasm; nucleus
Molecular function (GO): mRNA binding
Source: RefSeq, a predicted model, not a curated record
AUGAAGGACCGCGACGCCAUCAAGCUCUUCGUGGGGCAGAUCCCGCGCAACCUGGACGAGAGCGACCUCAAGCCGCUCUUCGAGGAGUUCGGCAGGAUCCACGAGCUCACCGUGCUCAAGGACCGCUUCACCGGCAUGCACAAAGGCUGUGCCUUCCUCACCUACUGCGCCCGCGACUCUGCCCUCAAGGCCCAGAGCGCCCUGCACGAGCAGAAGACGCUGCCGGGGAUGAACCGCCCCAUCCAGGUGAAGCCGGCGGACAGCGAGGGCCGAGGAGAGGAGCGGAAGCUGUUCGUGGGCAUGCUGGGCAAGCAGCAGAGCGAGGACGACGUGCGGCGGCUCUUCGAGCCCUUCGGGCAGAUCGAGGAGUGCACCAUCCUCCGAGGGCCCGACGGCGCCAGCAAAGGAUGCGCCUUCGUGAAGUACGGGAGCCACGGCGAGGCGCAGGCGGCCAUCGGUGGCCUCCACGGCAGCCAGACCAUGCCGGGCGCCUCGUCCAGCCUCGUGGUGAAGUUUGCCGACACGGACAAGGAGCGGACGCUGCGGCGCAUGCACCAGAUGGCCGGGCAGCUGGGCAUCUUCAACCCCAUGAGCAUCCAGUUCGGCGCCUACGGGGCCUACACGCAAGCGAUAAUGCAGCAGCAGGCGGCCCUGAUGGCCGCGGCGCAGGGGACCUGCCUCAACCCCAUGGCCGCCAUCGCCGCUGCCCAGAUGCAGCAAAUGGCCGCCUUCAACGUCGGCGGGCUGGUGGCCGCGCCGCUGACUCCGUCCUCGGGGACGAGCACGCCGCCCGGCAUCAGCACGGCGCCCGUGCCCAGCAUCGCCGCGCCGCUCGGGGUGAACGGCUUCAGCCCGCUGCCGCCGCAGAGCAACGGGCAGCCCGCCUCCGAGACCAUCUACGCCAACGGCAUCCACCCCUACCCAGCUCAGAGUCCCACCGUGGCGGAUCCCCUCCAGCAGGCCUACGCGGGCAUGCAGCACUAUGCAGCAGCAUAUCCCACCGCCUACGCGCCCAUCAGCCAAGCCUUCCCCCAGCAAGCGCCCGUCAUCCCACAGCAGCAGCGAGAAGGUCCCGAAGGCUGUAACCUGUUUAUCUAUCACCUGCCCCAGGAGUUCGGGGACGCGGAGCUCACGCAGAUGUUCUUGCCUUUCGGCAAUGUCAUCUCUGCCAAAGUCUUUGUGGACCGUGCCACCAACCAGAGUAAAUGCUUUGGUUUUGUCAGUUUUGACAACCCUGCCAGCGCUCAGGCGGCCAUCCAGGCCAUGAACGGCUUCCAGAUCGGCAUGAAGAGGCUAAAAGUGCAGCUAAAGCGGCCAAAAGACGCUAACAGACCCUACUGACCCCCGCGAGGAGGUUGGGCGCCCCGCGGCGUCCGGACGGCGUCCCCCUUCCCCACGCGCAGUGUCCAAACCUGUAACUCUCUCUCUUUGCAACAUAUCCUGGCGGAGGAAGAGGAGGAAGCGGAGGAGGACCGCGAAGAGAGCGCGCGCCACGCUGGUCGUAUACCUUUUCUUUUUCUUUUUGGACUUUGGGAUCGGUCUCGCCACGGGAAAGAGAGAGCGAGGACGAGCGGAAGGAGGAGAGAGGCGACGGCGUCGGGCCGAGGCGGGCGGCCGCUGGCGGACACUUUCGGAGCCCCUCGCCGGGAGAGCGCCGCGAUUCCCGGGAGCGCCAGGCCUUGGGACGGGACCUGCCCUUAAUUAUUUUCUUUUUCCCCCCCGUUGUUGUCGUCGUUGUCGUUGUUUUUAAAGCACUCAUUUGCUGCUACGACGUUCGAAGGAGGAAGGAGGCUCCAAACGGAUUAUAAACCAAAGCCGGUGGGAUCGGACCAGGCUCACGUGCGGCGCCUGGGUGACGUUUGCUUGAAAAGGGAAAGAGAAAUCGCGUUUUUUUUUUUUCCCCUACACGCCUGGCUGAGGGAAAAAAAAAUCAAAGGAUACAAGGAUGUUGGACUUAUAGAAGAUCUAUAUAAAUAAGUAUAUAUAUAUAUGUAUGUGUAUAUAUAUAUAUAUAUAUAUAUUUAUAUCCCGUGGAGCAGGGUGGCAGGAGAUGUGCCUCCCCCUGCUUGUCACUGGCACAGGGACAUAGGAUUACUUGUUUCAGAGUCAUAUCAUUCCUUAGAGUUUAGGGACCAAAGGACUAUUGCUUUUUUAAAUAUAUAUAUAAAUAAAUUAAUUAAUAAAAAAAAAGAAAAAAGAAAGGAGGAAGAGAACAGAAGGAAGAAAAAAAGGAGGGAAAAAAAGGAAAAGGGACAGAAAAAAGGUCGAAACAACACCACAGCCCACCCGCCGCCCCGUUCCGGCGCAGAAGCUGCAAGCGUUUCAGAGAGGAGCCCAGCUCGCGGGCCGGGAGCCGCAGGCGGCGGCAGCCGAGGGAAGCUGGUCAAAAGAGCCCCUCGAUCGCCUCGGGGAGACGCCGGAGCCAGUCGCUUCUUUGGCCCUUUUAUUUAUCUAUCUACCUAUUUAUCUAUUUAUUUAUUUAUUUUCCCAGCCGACAAAAAAAAAAAAAAAAAAAAGGAAAAAAGAAAAGAAGGAAAGAAAAUGUGAGGUUUCAGCCAAAAAAG